Messenger RNA from Cercopithifilaria johnstoni, 714 nucleotides. Lineage: Eukaryota; Metazoa; Nematoda; Chromadorea; Rhabditida; Onchocercidae. The record is from the annotation of a GenBank genome assembly.
AUGUAUCCGUUAUUUAAGUUAUCCUUCACUAAUCGGCGCAAAUUAGUAAUAAGACACGAGGAGCCACAGUAUUCGCAAUUGAACUGUCAAGGAGCACGUCCAUUUACGUUAUUCAAAUCGAUCUAUACAAAUAAUACUGAUCGACCGCAAGAAUACUCGUUCAAAACUGAGCGUACUACAGAAAGUUUAUGCAGCGUUAUGCGUGAACAAGGUUAUUUGAUCGGUGGUGAAACUGAAUUGACACUAAAAACACCAUGUGAAAUAGCCGAAUUGAAAGCAGGUUUUAAGCAUGAAAUGAAUUUCAACAAUGUAAAUGAAAAUGCGAAGUCAGAAUUGUUAUCAUGGUCUGUUGAUAGUACCGUUGUGGUACCAGCUCACUAUAAAACAGAAGCUUCAAUUAUUAUUGAAGAAAUGAAUUAUAGUGGCACAUAUAGUGUUGUUUCAGUGCUGUCCGGUUUGGUGACCAUAUCGAUCAGAAGGAGGAAAGAUAGUGCUCUGGUAUUACCUUUAACGAUGAAUAUAGUUGAAAUAUUCCGAGAUUAUCUAGAAACACGAAGUGCCAGGAAGGAUAUUAAAGCAGCUGCUAUGAUUGAUGGUGCUAAAUUUGUACGGUUAAUAUCAAAAGGCACCUGUUCAUUCCAGUUUGCAUUAAAACAACGAAUUGAUCUCAAAGAAGAAACAAUCGGUGAUAAGGAGAAAAUGAUGGUUGAUUAA